AUGCACCCUACCGGACUACUCACCUCUUGCCUCCUAGCCGGCUCCGCCGCCGCCAUUGGCGUACCAGCUGCAGCAGCCGAAAUCCCAAUCGACUGGCAUCUAAGAAGAUCCCAGCUUGCCGAACCAGUCUCAGCAUCAUGCGUGCAAGCCUGCGCCCAGCUUUCCGCCACAUUCCCUCCCUCCCGCUUCCACUACCCAGAAAACGACACAACUUUUGCAAUCUGGGACGCCAAACAGCAAGAAGUCCGCCCAGCAUGCCGCGUCGAACCCAUCACCGCGCCCGACGUCUCCCUCACCCUCAAGACCCUCGUCGAUAGUUGGUGCCACUUUGCCGUCAAGGGCGGCGGCCACUCACGUAACGCGGGCGAUUCCAACUCCAUUGCCGGCGUCACUAUCGACCUCGACCGCAUGAACUCUGUCGAAGUCGUCGGUAACGGCACCGAAGCCCCCACGCGUGCUAGGAUCGGCGGUGGCGCGACGGUGAUUCAGGUCUAUCAAGCUCUCGAGGGGCGGCGGUUGUCCUACGUGGGUGGCCGGUCCGCGACUGUUGGUAUCGGCGGGUUCACGCUCGGCGGGGGAACGUCGCCUUUCUCGAGUCGGUACGGCUGGGCUUUGGAUAACGUUUACGACCUCAGAACAAGCAGCCCGGACCUCUACUUCGCCCUCCGCGGCGGCAGCAACAACUUCGCCAUCGUCACAGCCUUCACCGUCCGCGUCUUCCCGCAAGAUGCCGUAUCCAGCCAGCGCGCAACAUACACCUCCGCAAACACAACCGAGCGUGCCCUCGACGCCAUCUACGACCUCUUCACGAACCCCCAGCUCACCGCCGACAUGGACAUGGCCUAUGACUUCUAUUACAUUCACAACCAAGCCUCGGGCGCCUUCUCGCUCAUGGGGUCGGAGUGGUACGCUGACCCGGCGGUCGCAGAGCCGGCGGUCUUCAGGGCUAUUCGUAGUGUUCCCUCGACAACGAGGACCGCGAGGUUGGGGUCCAUGGCGAAUCUUACUGGGACGCUGCAGCCGCCUGUCUUAGGUACCACGCGCCACCUCUUCGGCACAAUUAGCACCCUCCCCUCUCGAGCCCUUCUCACCCAGGCUUUUGCAAUCUUCAGAAAAGAAGUCUCCGCAAUCUCCAGCGUCGAAGGCCUGGCCCCGAACCUCAUCUGCUACCCUCUCUCGACGACCGCCAUCCAGGCGAUGAAGCAACGCGGCGGCAACGCACUCGGCAUCGACCAAGAUGAGCCACUCUACAUCUUCCUCGUCUCAACAGCCUGGUCCAACGCCCAAGACGACGCAGCCGUGGAAACAAUGACGGCAAACGUCCUCUCCCGCAUGGAAACCUACGCCCAAGAGUCUGAGAUCUCGCACCCUUACCUGUACAUCAACUACGCGUCCGCAGCGCAGACGGACAAGGUCUAUGCCGGGUACGGCGAGGAGAAUGUGCGUCGGCUCAAGACUAUCUCUCGCGAGGUCGAUCUGGAAGGUGUCUUCUUGUCUGAGGGUCUCUGGCGUGGGUUUGUCAAGUUGUUGUGA
Molecule: messenger RNA, 1533 nt
Organism: Colletotrichum costaricense
Lineage: Eukaryota; Fungi; Ascomycota; Sordariomycetes; Glomerellales; Glomerellaceae
Product: FAD binding domain-containing protein
Exons: 5
Coding region: 1-1533 (510 amino acids)
Molecular function (GO): FAD binding
Source: RefSeq, a predicted model, not a curated record